AGACGCUCGGCAGCAAUCGCCAUUCGCAACACAGAAGUGGAGCAGAGGAGCCCUGAGAGGAAUCAAGGAAGGAAGGAAGGAAGGAAGGAGGAGGUGGGUGCCAUCGAUCAUGGAGAUGCUGAGCAUGCUGAAGGUGGGGUACACGGUGCUGCGCAGCGAGACGCCGGCGACGGACCUCGUCAACACCUUCAUGGACUGGGCGGCGCGGCGGUCGCUCCUCCUGCUGGCGGUCUUCAUGCCCCCCUACUACGUCUACAAGCUCACCUCCUCGGCGCUCGCCACCGUCGCGCCGGAGGACGUCGCCGGCAAGGUCGUGCUCAUCACCGGCGCAUCCUCCGGCAUCGGCGAGCAAAUAGCGUACCAGUACGCGAAGAAGGGGGCGAGGCUGGCCCUGGUGGCGAGGAGGGAGGGAAGCCUGCACGAGGUCGCCGCCAAGGCCAUGGAUCUCGGCUCGCCGGACGUGCUCGUCGUUCCGGGUGACGUCGCGAGGCCCGAGGAUUGCAAGGCGUUCGUCCAGGCCACGGUCGAGCGCUUUGGCCGACUGGAUCAUCUUGUCAACAAUGCCGGUUUGGCCAACGUAUGCUGGUUCGAGGAAGUGCCCAAUGUCGCCGAUCUCAAGCAAGUCUUGGAUGUGAACUUCUGGGGCACCGUGCAUCCAACGCACGCUGCUCUCCCGCACCUGAAGAAUAGCGGCGGGAAGAUCUUCGUCAAUUCUUCGGCAGCGGCGUUGCUGGCAAUGCCAAGAAUGAGCUUCUACAAUGCUAGCAAGGCUGCUGUGCUGAACUUCGCCGAGACACUGCGGAUGGAGCUCGGAGGCGAGGUCGGCGUCACGGUGGCGACUCCCGGGUGGAUCGAGUCGGAGAUGACCAUGGGGAAGCACCUCUCCAGGGAAGGGAGGAUGGAGGUUGGGCUGCUCCCGGUGGUCCGCGCCGAGCGGUGCGCCGAGGCCAUCGUCGACGCCGUCUGCCGCGGCCGGCGCAGCGUCACGGUGCCGGUGUGGUACCGGGCGCUGUUCCUCUGGCGGGCGUUCGCGCCGGAGGUUGGGGACAUGUUCCAGCGCGUGUUCUACCGCCGCCCCGCCGGCGACGGGGGCAGCCAGAUGAGGGCCAGGAGGGUCAUGGAGCUCACCGGCGCCAAGCGCGUGCUGCAGCCGCCGUCGCUGUACACAUCGGAGAUCAAACGGGAGUAGAUGCUAGGUGAUGCUACAGUGUUUGGUGCUGCUGUAACGGAAACAGAAUAAAAUGGCGAAAAUGUAACUCUAGUGUAAGAAAUGAAGUAAAAUGAUA
This is a messenger RNA of Lolium rigidum, 1286 nucleotides long. RefSeq names its product 11-beta-hydroxysteroid dehydrogenase 1A-like. NCBI's taxonomy places the organism in Eukaryota, Viridiplantae, Streptophyta, Magnoliopsida, Poales, Poaceae. The record is from RefSeq and is a predicted model, not a curated record. The transcript is spliced from 6 exons. The coding region runs from base 110 to 1189 and encodes 359 amino acids. Gene Ontology annotation, molecular function: oxidoreductase activity.